AUGCUGUCCUACAUGAUGGCGCUCAUCUUCUGGGUCAACUCCACCGUGCUUUCCCACGGCGUGUGGAUGCGCAGGCACUCUGACGCGCCUGGGGCGGUAGUGGAAGUGAUCGACGUGCACCCCGAUGAUGUUUACGAGCACAUGCUGCAAGGGUGGACCCGAGGGCAUCCAAACGGUUUCGUGGAAGUGGGCAUCCUCACAGCAGACGGUUUCGCGGGGUGCUUCGGCCAACAGAACGCGACUGGAUUCCUGGAGCAGGAGGAGUUUGUCGAGGAACCGGUGCCCGUGCCAGUUCCUGUUCCUGCGCAGGAAGACGCCGACGAGGUGCCUGAACCCGUGCCAGUUCUGGUUGCUGUGCACGAAGAGACCGACGAGGUGCCCGAGCCCGUGCCGGUUCAUGCGCCCGCUACGCCGGAAUGUCCUCUUCCUGCGCAAGAGGAAUCCGGCGAGGGGCCUGAGUCCGCGCCGGUUUCUGCGCCCGUUGCGCCAGAAGGCGCCCUCGUCGGGCCCGUCCCCGAGGACUCUGGCGCAGGCGCCCCCCCGGCCAAGCGAGGGCGCCCGGGUCGCCCAAGGAAAGGAUGGACCGAACACGCCCGCUUAUCCUUCCCUGACACGACGAAGUUGCGGGAGGCUGCAGCCAAGGCCGCCGACCAGCUCCACGGAUGUCGACUGGGACACUUGCGCAACACAACGGCCGAGGGGCGCAAAGCCGUGGAUGCACCUUGCAAAAACUGCGCAGGGUGCACCCGCCAGUGGUGCUUCUCCUUCCUUCCACCCCACGGGACUGGCCGCCUAGUGCUCGUCGUCGAGAAGAAAGGGGAGUGCUGCCCAACGUCCCCGUCGAACGCCCGCAUCCUCGACCGCGCCAAGGAGCACGCCCAGAGAAUGUCUCCCGUGAAGGCGCGCGACCAGAUGGAACGAGACAAGGUCCCGCUGAAGGAGAGACCAGAUCUCAAGCAGUUGCAGAACGCCAGGACGCGCAAGCCCGAGGAACCCAGAAUCCCCGUGGUUGCCGGCAGGGUGACAGUGCGCUGGAACGCUUGCAUCGGGGAGAUGAAGGACUGGUUGAAGAAGGAUCACAACCCGAUCUUCCUGUUGAACAUGGUCGACACAAAGACAGGUCAGCAGACGCCAGUUGUGACCGACAAGAACUUGCGCAUCCCCUUCACCCACGGAGUCUCCGAGGCGUUGCUUGCCGAGCACAGGUUGGAGUGGCUCUUGAUGGAUUGGACGUGGAAGACGAACUACCACGGGAUGCUCGUGGGUGCCGUUGGCCCCGUGGGCCUCCACGUGGACGAAGCAACUGGCCUCCCGACUAUGCGCUUCCUGCCGGUGGUGUUCAUGGCCUCGGAGACCGAGGACAACGAGGCUUCCGAGCUUCUCUUGCAGGCUUAUUUCGAGAUCGCUGACCGCCUUGGCAUCAGCACGACGCACGCCGUCAUGGACUGCCGGUGCAUGGGCGCGGCCGCCCCCCUGUGCGAAGCUCGUGGCAUCCGACUGCGCAGGUGCCUGCAGCACGUGAAGGGGAACGUCGCUGACGAGAGCAAGAAGAUGUUGGACAAGGGGAGCGGCGUGAAGCGGAUGAAGAACACGGCCCUCGUACAUCCCAUCAAGAACUUCAUGGAAUUCUCCGCCGGCCUCCCCGACAGCGGCGCCGGGGGCGAGGGCGAGAGUGACUUGGAGUUCAACGUGCUGAUGACGGAGAUAUUCGAUCGGAUGAGGGAGGACGGGGAAGAGUCGUUUCAAUGGGGCGAGUCGGCAAUGGCGGACUACCUCCUGACGAACAUCUUUACAGUGCGUCCAGACGGAACGAUCACCGCGCCCUGGCGCUGCGGGCUCGGGCAGGCCCCCCCUGGCCUUACGACGUACGCGACGUCUACAAUUGAAAGAUCUUGGCGGACUCUCAAAGGCGUUUGCUGCGCGGGGGGCCCGAAGUCACUCCCAGAGCUGAUCGACGGAAUCGGCACCAUGAUGACGUCGAGGAAGGACACUGGCUUCUGGAAGUCCCUGCGCCGCGAGAUCAAGAUCCCCCCCCCUUCGCUGACUGGCGAGGGCCGCCGCCAAGUGGCGAGCAGACUUGAACAGGAUGUCAGCGAGGAGGAGGGGGGCACGACGACCCGCCCCGCGAGGCUGAACCGCCACGACAUGAUACUCCACUUCCAGCGGGAGGGCCGCGACGGCACGUACCUCUCCAACGCGUGCAACGUCGUCUUAAACGUCGACGGCGUCGCAGUCCAGACCACCUCCGUGUACGUCUUGCCGAAGUUCCACCUGGGCUGGGCGAAGGAGCGCAAGGCGGACAUGCGGGCGGCGCUGCAGCUGGGCACGGCGAA
Prorocentrum cordatum is the source of this 2333-nucleotide messenger RNA. Lineage: Eukaryota; Dinophyceae; Prorocentrales; Prorocentraceae. The record is from the annotation of a GenBank genome assembly.